This is a messenger RNA of Sebastes umbrosus (honeycomb rockfish), 1455 nucleotides long. Its product is annotated as zinc-binding protein A33-like. The record is from RefSeq and is a predicted model, not a curated record. Gene Ontology annotation, molecular function: protein binding; zinc ion binding. NCBI's taxonomy places the organism in Eukaryota, Metazoa, Chordata, Actinopteri, Perciformes, Sebastidae.
UUGGUGAGUCUUGCUGUUAAUCGGACGAUUCACAAAUCAGAGGAAAUGGCUGAGAAAAUUGCUCUUCUUGAACGUUUCCUGAACUGCCACGUGUGUUCAGAGACUUUCAGAGAUCCUGUGUCUCUGAGCUGCAGCCACAGCUUCUGUUCAAGAUGCCUGAAGAAAUUCUGGGAACAAGCUGGAAACAAAUGUCCCAUUUGUAAAAGAAAAUCAUCUAAAGAUCAUAUGUCAGUGAACUUUGCACUGAAGGACGCUGACUCGUUUGCUGGGAGACAGAAAGCUGGAUCAUCUGAGACAGAAAAAGAAGAGAAGAAAGAGGAGGUGGUGUGUGAUAAACAUCCAGAAGAGCCUAAACUGUUCUGUGAGGAUGAAGAGAGAGCUGUGUGUCCUGUCUGUGAGUUUUCUCUCCACCAGAGUCACAAGGUGGUUCCUGUAGAACAAGCAGUCAGUGACCUGAAGGACCAGCUGAAAUCUGACUUAGAGUCUCUACAGGACAAGAGGGACAAACAAAAAGUAGAGAAAACAUAUGAUGAAAUAGUAAAACACUCCAAGAAGCAGCUGUUGUCCACAGAGAGGCAGAUCAGAGCAGAGUUCAACAAGCUCCGCCAGUUCCUGAAAGAGGAAGAGGAGUCCAGACUGGCAGCUCUGAGGGAGGAGGAGCAGAAGGGGAAGACUAUCAGCAGAGAGAUGAAGAUGAUUCAGGAGCACAUCUCCUCUCUGUCAGACAGUAUCUCUGCUGUUGAAGAAGACCUGCAGAAACACAACGUGCCCUUCCUCAGCAGUUAUAAAGCCACUCAGACCAGAGCCAGAGUCCAGUGCUCACUGUCAGAUCCACAGCUGGUCUCAGGAGCGCUGAUAGAUGUGGCCAAACACCUGGGCAACCUGUCCUUCAGAGUCUGGGAGAAGAUGAAGGACAAGGUCCACUUCAGUCCUGUCAUUCUGGACCCAAACACUGCAGCCUCGAGGCUCUAUCUGUCUGAUGAUCUGACCAGUGUGAGACGUGGAGACACAAACCAGCAGCUUCCUGACAAUCCAGAGAGAUUCACUAAUUAUGCCAAUGUUCUGGGCUCUGAGGGCUUCAGCUCAGGGAAACACAGCUGGGAGGUGGAGGUGGGAGACCAUCCUAACUGGCUUGUAGGUUUGGCUAAAGAGUCAGCUGAGAGGAAGGGAGAGGCAGGAGCUUCACCAAAAUAUGGAAUCUGGUGUUUAUUUCAUCACUGUGGAAAAUACACUGAUGUUGUUGGUAAGACAGUCAGAGUGAAGAAGAGUCUCCAGAGGAUCAGAGUCCAGCUGGACUAUGACAGGGGGGAGGUGUCCUUCUACGACCUUGAAGACAUGAACAUCUCCACUCACAGAGACACUUUCACUGAGAAACUCUUCCCGUGGUUCAAUAUUGGAUCAGCUGGUGAUGCUAAAACUGCUGAUAUCAAAAUCUGUUAAACUGAGAUUCUCUGU